Molecule: messenger RNA, 3189 nt
Organism: Penicillium waksmanii
Lineage: Eukaryota; Fungi; Ascomycota; Eurotiomycetes; Eurotiales; Aspergillaceae
Gene: nic96
Product: linker nucleoporin NIC96
Exons: 3
Coding region: 1-3189 (1062 amino acids)
Biological process (GO): protein import into nucleus; poly(A)+ mRNA export from nucleus
Cellular component (GO): nuclear pore
Molecular function (GO): structural constituent of nuclear pore
Source: RefSeq, a predicted model, not a curated record
AUGGCAUCAAAUACAAGCUCUCUCUUCGGAGGGGGUGGUCUUGGAAGCACACCAACCCCUCAGCAGUCGAGCCUUUUCGGGUCGAACACCGGUUCGAGUGCAUUUGGGUCCGCCGCCCCUUCAGCUGGAGCUGCGCAGGGGGGGCAGACCUCUUCGCUAUUUGGCCAACCCCAGAGUCAGCAGCAACAGCCGGCCCAGACACCUUCACUGUUUGGCCAACCCCAGAGUCAGCAACAACCCGCCCAGUCCUCUAUACUAGGACAGACUCAGCAAUCAACCAACGCCGCUCAAGCACAAGGGGGAGCCUCCGCCCAAGCAACACAGCCUGCUUUCUUCAACAGUCUGCUGGAGCGUGGUAAAAAGCGCCCACUAUCUUCAACUGCACAAAAUGGAAACUUUGAAGAUAUCCCCAGUCUUCAACUCGGCCUGGAUGAUAUUCGGAGGAAGGCAAGGGAGUUGGGUACAUCUGGAAACAAGGACGCCCAGCAAACCACGAGCAAAGCCCACUAUUUACUUGCCUCUUCUGGGAUCGCUCCUAGUCGCACUUUGCGUGACCUUAGAUCUCUAGACCCGCAAGCAUCCGUCGCUGCGACUAGAGAAGUGGACAAUUUCGACCCCGAUAAUCAACGCUUCCUGCGAAAUAUCCAACAGCGUGGUCGGCAGGCCAUGAUCGUGGAGAGCCUCUCUCGCGCCCAGAGAGACUUCGAUUCAUUCUUGGAAGAAAAGGUCGACAUGGACUGGGAGGAUCAACGCCGGAGAAUCUUUGAUCACUUUGGACUUUCUCAAAAGGAUGCUGCCAAUGCUGGUGGUCAACUGAAAUCCACCACGACAGGAGCCUUUGGCCGAUCGGGAAGACAAUCCAAGCAAGCAGGCCUGAACCCUGGCGCCGCUGCAUCUCGCAGGAGCGUCUUUGGGCGUUCCGGUCUCGAUAGAUCUGUUAUUGGGACCCCCGGAGCGGGCCUGGCGAGUCGCCAACUUUUCGAAGACCCUGCGGAGCGCAGCGAGGGACUGGCUGCACCUUCAGCAAAUUUGAGAUUCUCACGUGAGAAGAUGAGCAACUAUGCUGCGAAGGUUCAGCAUCUGAACAAUGUUCGACUUCAAGAUCAAACUUACCCAGUUCUCCAUCAGUUCUCGGAGGUAGAAUUGCAAUCCGGCGGCGAUAUUCCCCACCAAAUCUUUGACGCCUAUCAAGCUCUGAUCAAUAUUGUUGUCGAGAAGCCAAACAUUUCUGGCGCCGAGGAUCCCCUGGCUGUGAAAGAGCGUCAUUACGCCGACUCCUAUCUGGAAGAGUCCACAAAGUCCCGCACGGCAAUUAAACUCAAGCAACGAAUCAUUGAGGGAUCAAGAACCUACCUGGAACACAUGUUUUACAGCCAGGUGGAAGCUGACAUUGCCAAGAACCCUCGCGAAGCGCAGGUUGGUGGUAUUCCCAGUGUGAUCAAUAAGAUCCGUGCGUAUAUUCGCCUUCGUGCGGCCAGGAAAGAUCUGGCACCAGAUGGAACGGAGCUGCAGAUGAUUGGACCGGAUUAUUGCUGGAUUCUCAUCUUCUACCUUCUUCGAUCCGGCCAUAUCGACGAUGCGGUCCUGUACGCGACGAGCGACGGGGGAUUCAAGUCAAUGGAUCACAAGUUUGUGACUUAUAUUGCUACCUGGGCGAAGGAAAGGCGACUGCCCCGGGAUCUGCAGCAGAAGAUCAACGGCGAGUAUCAACAGCGUGUGCGAAACGCCCCCGAGGGUACUGUUGACCCGUUCCGAAUGGCCUGCUACAAGAUCAUUGGACGAUGUGAUCUUAGAGAACGACGUCUGGAUGGUGUCAAUCAGAGUGUCGAGGAUUGGAUGUGGCUGCAAUUUUGCCUCGCGCGAGAGGAUGACCGCGCUGAGGAGGCAGCCGGCGACAUCUUUGGCCUCGAGGAUAUUCAAACUGAUAUCACAGAGAUCGGUCAAAGGGUGUUCACCAAAGGACAGGACGGGCCCGGCGGUUACGGAACAUUCUUCCUCCUUCAGAUUCUGGGAGGCAUGUUCGAGCAGGCUGUGGCGUACCUAGGUACCUAUAAUUCCGUUGCGGCUGUUCACUUUGCUAUUGCACUGGCAUACUACGGUCUCUUGCGUGUGUCAGACUUCUACGUUUCCGGGGAUGAAAUCCUUUCUUUCACAGUGAAGCAGUUCCCGCAAAUAAACUUCGGUUACCUCAUCACCCAAUACACGCGGGAAUUCCGAACCGGAGACGUCGAGGCUGCAAUUGACUACUUCACAUUGAUCUGUCUUAAUGCAGACCUUCCGGGGGCGUUGGGCAAAUCCCAGUCGUCCGUAUGCCACGAGGCAUUGCGCGAGUUCAUUCUCGAGACCAGAGAUUUCGCCAAAUUGCUCGGCGACAUUCGUUCCGACGGAUAUAGAAUCAAGGGUGUGAUCGAGCAACGCCUUUCCCUGAUCAACCUCACAAACCAGCAAGACUUCUUGAAGAACAUCACUGUCCAGGCUGCUGCGGUGGCAGAUGACAAGGGAUUGGUGACCGAUUCCGUCCUUCUCUACCAUCUGGCAGAGAACUACGACCGAGUGAUUGAAAUCAUUAACCGGGCACUGUCAGAUGCCAUUGCUGUUGAAUUAGGCGGCGCCGUCUCCAAGCUUCAACCUCUUCGGCCCAGAGCUGAACAAGGCCAGCAAGACGAGCCUGGCAGUAGUCUCAGCCUAACUACCGUUGACGACCCCGUCGCUCUCGGCAAAAACAUGAUGAGUCUGUAUGAAUCUCAGCCCAUGUAUUACGAAAAUAUCCGACCGAUUCACAAAGACUCUUGUAUCCUACUGAUCCGGAUGAUGGAAGCCAAGAUCGAGGUUGAGGCCGGCAGAUGGCCGGAAGCACUCGACGCCAUCGACCGUCUGGGCGUUCUCCCACUUCGCGCCAACGGCUCAAUGUCCCACAUUCGCAGCGCCGCUCAAGCAUUCUCCUCCUUCCCGGAGAUCAUUUCACGCAACAUCGGUCCCGUCAUCAUGUGGAGUAUCGCGUGCAUUGGCUACGAGCGUCAUAAGCAGACUUCGGGGCCUUAUGACACUGCCACUCACCAGGGCUUUGCGGAACAAUUGCUCGGUAUGGCUAAGGAUCUCAUGGUCUUUUCUGGAAUGGUCAAGUACAAAUUGCCUCCUAGGGUUUAUGAGGCUUUGGCUCGGGCUGGUGCCGAUAUUGGUGCGUACUAG